AAACCCAACGAAGGCCUAAUUGUGACCAUACUUGUAAUACAAGGCAAUUUCAAAAAUCAUGGUCCCACUUUUCCAUACCCUCCGUACAUCGAGGGCAGACAGUAUUAAUCACCAAGGUUUGAAGGUUCAGAUUUGUAAAUGUAGGGAUAUAAUUGUUAGCAAUUUUGCAGAUUGUAAUCUUAAUCUUAGUGGGAAGUUUAAGGCUGUAGAGCUUCCUAUAAAAAGCAUUAGAAAUGGUCAGUAAAUCAUUAAAAUUAGUCCCAAAAAUACCUACUUGUAAUAGUUUAUAGGCACUCCGGAUCGAGAACUUCCCCUAGUGUUCACCCCGCCACACCACAAAGUCAUCAUGUUGCACGUUGGCCAAUAGUAUCCGUAGAAUUCGUUUUGCAUCCCCAGACGAGAAGGUAUUGAACACAAUCUCCUUAUUCCAAUCCCUCGUAAUAUUAUCAAUAAGUUAUGCCACAAAGGAAACAACAUUAUUUUGCAUGUCAUCACAUAAUUUGUAAUUAACUGAACCUGGAAUCCAUGCAUGCUCCGAGAUUAAAAUGCUUUCCCCCGAACUAACUCGCCAGCACAAGCCCUUUUGCAAUAAACCUUGGCAGCCUAACGUGCUGUUUGGUUGGGUGUAAUGGGUAUGCCAUUACAGCCCUAUUCCGUGGACCCCACCUAUUCCGUCGUUUGGUUGGGUGUAAUGCCCUAUUACGGGCUUAUUACAUUACGCCCCUAUUCCUAAAAUCUGCUGCUUUCUAUUCCCUUCCAAAAGCUCAGUUUUGCUUCCCCAUUACAGCUCUCGAUUUCAUCUGCCCUGUUUUACCCUCCCAACCCGAAAGCCACCUCCACCCUCUCCCUCCCAACAUGAAACAGAAGCUGCCAGCAAAUCUUUUGUUCCUGAAGCCGCCACAACUGCUUCUUCGUCAUCACUCAUCAGCAGAAUGCUUCUUCUUCUUCAUCCACUCGCCGGCCGCCAGUCAUCCGUGUCCAUUUUCGGACAACGGUGUCUUGACAGUUCGUAUUCUGUAGGACACCAGUACGAGAGGGGAAAAUCCGUGUUGGUGCUUCUCCAUUGCCUGACAUCCUCAUACAAGAAAGCUUGACAUAACUGCAAUCAUAGCUGAGAUUUACAUUUGGAGCUUCAAUGGCGAUUUCAUCUCUCCCUUGUAUUCAACCUGUAAGAGUUCCUUUCAAAGCUUGUAGCUUCUUUCCUGCUGGUGUUUGUGGUGGAUUCAAAAAUAAGAAAAGGAUAAAUGCUGUUGUUUUUUCUUCGUUGAGGAAAAUUUCCAACGAUAUCAACAUUGAAUCCAAGGUUGAUACAUUGUUGGACAGUAUCAAAUGGGAUGACAAAGGUUUAGCAGUGGCUAUAGCUCAAAAUGUUGACACUGGAGCCAUAUUAAUGCAAGGCUUUGUCAACAGGGAUGCACUAGCUACAACUAUCACUUCUAGGAAGGCAACGUUCUUCAGUCGAUCACGGGCAACAUUGUGGACAAAAGGAGAAACUUCCAACAAUUUCAUCAACAUUUAUGACAUAUUUGUUGAUUGUGAUCGCGAUUCUAUAAUUUACCUUGGGAAGCCUGAUGGUCCUACCUGCCACACAGGGUCAGAGACAUGCUAUUUCACAUCAAUAGGAGAUUUGUUUAAGGAGCAAGAAGUUGAAGAAACUAACUUGGCAUUGACAACUUUAUACUCAUUAGAGGCUACAAUUUCUAAAAGAGAAUUAGAGUUAGCAGGGAAACAUGGAAAGCCUUCGUGGACUAAACGGCUCUUACUUGAUGAAAACUUGUUGUGCUCAAAAAUCCGGGAAGAAGCAGAUGAGUUGUGCCGAACGCUGGAGGAGAAAGAGGACAGUUCAUGUACUGCCUCAGAAAUGGCAGAUGUGAUCUACCAUGCUAUGGUUUUGCUAAGGCGCAAAGAUGUAAAGAUAGAAAAUGUUCUAGAAGUUCUUCGGCGAAGAUUCUCUCAAUCGGGUAUAGAGGAGAAGCAAAGUCGUGCAUCAACCGAGAGUUAAAUGUAAGUUGUACUUUUGCUAAGGUCUAGAUUUGUAGCUUUUAUCCCAUGUUUAGGUUGUUUUCAAUAAAUUCGAAAUAACCUAUCUCUGUCAUAAUUACCAGUUUUUUUGCUUUUCUUUUCGAAGUAGCUGUAUUUUGAUUUUACUUGACCUUUUCUUGUAUCACAAUAAGAUGCAUUUUGUUUCUUAA
This is a messenger RNA of Gossypium raimondii (Peruvian cotton), 2192 nucleotides long. Its product is annotated as histidine biosynthesis bifunctional protein hisIE, chloroplastic. The transcript has 7 exons. The coding region runs from base 1136 to 2002 and encodes 288 amino acids. NCBI's taxonomy places the organism in Eukaryota, Viridiplantae, Streptophyta, Magnoliopsida, Malvales, Malvaceae. Gene Ontology annotation, molecular function: phosphoribosyl-ATP diphosphatase activity; phosphoribosyl-AMP cyclohydrolase activity. The record is from RefSeq and is a predicted model, not a curated record. Gene Ontology annotation, biological process: L-histidine biosynthetic process.